Messenger RNA from Annulohypoxylon maeteangense, 2375 nucleotides. RefSeq names its product general substrate transporter. Gene Ontology annotation, cellular component: membrane. Gene Ontology annotation, molecular function: carbohydrate:proton symporter activity. The transcript is spliced from 4 exons. Gene Ontology annotation, biological process: carbohydrate transport; transmembrane transport. Lineage: Eukaryota; Fungi; Ascomycota; Sordariomycetes; Xylariales; Hypoxylaceae. Bases 331 to 2058 code for a protein of 575 amino acids. The record is from RefSeq and is a predicted model, not a curated record.
CUCUUUCUGGGGUCUUUUCAGCAAUAGUGCCAGAUAUGAUUUGUGCAGAAGCUUCCUGUAUGUCGCGUUAUCGGAAUUGAAUAGCCUAGCUUUAACCACGUUUCUUGGAUUCUCAUAGAGUGAUUGGCAUUAUUUAUGUCCAGAUGCUCCCUGAGAGACCAGUGGCGUACCACUUUUACGAUUCUAUGCCAUAAUAAAGUACUUGCUUACCAAGCCUUGAGAUCAAUUCUCAGAAUCUCUGCGCGCAUAGCCCCCUUUAUCUAAGAACCUAUGCCCAGCCUAUAUCCUUCCAGUGCGUUGCCGCUUAGAAAUUACUAGAUUUCAGUCAUCAUGGUUGUGGCGGGUGACACCGGCGCCGCUACGUACGAUGCGGCUCUCAAGCGUCGCCAAGAUAUGAUGGGCGCAUCUGGUCCUAUGGCCUUAGUCAAGAAUUUCAAAGUCUUUAGGAUCGCCCUAUUCGCAUGCAUUGGUGGCAUUCUAUAUGGCUACAACCAGGGAAUGUUCUCAGGUGUCCUUGCUAUGCCUGCCUUCAAGGCACACAUGGGCGAUUACGAUCCAUUCGAUGACUCGGCCGAUCAAACGAAGAAAGGAUGGUUGACUGCUAUUCUCGAACUCGGUGCUUGGGUUGGUACACUGCUAUCGGGCUUCAUCGCAGAAGCUAUUUCUCGUAAAUACGGUGUCCUAGUAGCGGUGACUGUCUUCGUAGUGGGAGUCAUCAUCCAGGCUACGGCUCAAUCGGGAGGGCCUAAUGUGAUUCUCGGAGGUCGCUUCGUCACGGGUAUGGGAGUUGGUUCCUUGGCCACGAUCGUGCCCAUUUACAACUCUGAGGUCGCGCCCCCCGAGAUUAGGGGCGCGCUCGUGGCGCUCCAACAGCUCGCUAUCACCUUUGGAAUCAUGGUUAGCUUUUGGAUAGACUAUGGCACCAACUAUAUCGGCGGCAUUACCCUCGGUACCCAGACGGAUGCAGCGUGGCUGGUACCCAUCUGCUUACAACUCUUUCCCGCCAUUAUCUUAUUUGUCGGAAUGAUCUUCAUGCCUUUCUCCCCGAGGUGGCUCGUUCACCAUGACCGCGAGGGCGAGGCACGCAAGAUUUUAGCCAACCUUCGCGGCCUUUCGGCCGACCACGAGCUCGUCGAAUUAGAAUUUCUCGAGAUCAAGGCACAGUCCCAAUUUGAAAAACGCACGGUAGCCGAGCAUUUCCCUGCCCUUAGUGAUCAGACUUCUUGGAAUACCUUCAAGCUCCAGUUUGUCGCUAUCAAAUCGCUUUUCCAGACCAAGGCAAUGUUCAAACGUGUUGCGGUUGCUACCAUCACUAUGUUCUUCCAGCAAUGGAGUGGAAUAAACGCCGUGUUAUAUUAUUCACCAACGAUUUUUAAGCAACUUGGUUUGAGCGACAACACAACUAGCUUAUUGGCAACCGGCAUCGUCGGUAUCGUCAUGUUUGUCUUCACCGUACCUGCUGUAUUGUAUAUCGACCGCGUUGGUAGGAAACCGGUUCUUGCUGUGGGCGCUAUCGGGAUGGCUACCUGCCAUAUCAUCAUCGCCGUAAUCGUGGCAAAAAAUGCGGACCGAUGGAGUAGCCAAAAUGCAGCUGGCUGGGCAGCCGUAGUUAUGGUGUGGCUUUUUGUAAUUCACUUCGGAUACUCCUGGGGCCCUUGCUCAUGGAUUAUUGUGGCCGAGAUCUGGCCGCUAAGCUCUCGUCCCUAUGGUACCUCGCUUGGUGCGUCAAGCAAUUGGAUGAAUAAUUUUAUUGUUGGUCAAGUGACACCGAUCAUGCUUAACCGAAUUGGCUACGGGACGUACAUCCUUUUCGGUCUUUUGACAUUUAUGGGCGCUGCGUUCAUCUGGUUCUUCGUGCCUGAGACGAAACGAUUAACUUUAGAAGAAAUGGAUGUUAUAUUCGGCUCCGAAGGCACUGCCCAGGCAGAUUUCGAGCGUAUGGAAGAAAUCAAUCGAGAGAUUGGACUUACUGCUAUGUUACAGGGCCUUGGUGGCAAUAGCAAUAAUAAGGACUUGGAAGAAAGGAAAGAGAAGAUCGACGACAGUCAAGACGCAUGAAAUCCCAUUCAGGGGGUAUAAUGACUUCACAGAAAACUUAUCUACCUAGGUACCUAAGCACACGUUGGAAUUGUUUAAUCUUUAAGACUCAAGGCAUGGCCUUCUUUCUGUUGCAAAUACCUACCUACAUUUAAUCAUGACUAGGUACCUGCCGGUUAUUUCACGAGUAGGUACCUAGAUAGUUAUGCGAGGAAAUCGGAUUUCCGUGUCAAAGUCCGAUAGGCGGCAAAAACACCAUCCGAUAGGUUCCUAACUAGGUAGAUAGAUUUUGUGGGUAUUAUCUUAUUUACCUCCUAAUAGUUACUUACCUAUGGUCU